AUGGGGGAAGAUAAGAAGAAACAGAGGGGAAGAGAUCAGAUCAGAAGAUGGAAGUACCAACUAGGAGAAGUCAUCGAGUUAAGGUACCAGUCAAGUGGACCAAAGACUAUGUGCUGGGAACACGUGGAUGACAGGUGCGGUGGGAGACUCAGCAUUUCUCCUUGGCUUAAGGCUAUCAGUAGGCAACAACCUGCUCGAGUAAGAGAGAGUAGCCACAGUGGCCAUAAGGAGAAAGGAAAUUGCAGACAAAGCAAAGGAACAACUAUGACUGGCAGGGCCAAUGAGAGACAAGCCAAAAUGGCCAAAUGGAGAAAGGAAAUUGCAGACGAAGCAAAGAAGCAGAUAUGGCUAGCAGGGCCAAUGGUAUUUGUGUGUGUGUUUCAGCACAGCUUACAAAUGAUAUCUCUCAUGUUUGUAGGACAUUUGAACGAGUUGCUUCUAGCUGGUGCUUCUUUGGCUACUUCAUUUGUGAAUGUCACUGGUUUCUGUGUAUUGAUAGGUAUGUCAAGUGCACUGGAUACAUUUUGUGGUCAAUCAUAUGGAGCAGAGGAGUAUCACUUGGUUGGCAUACACAUGCAGAGAGCCAUGGUGGUAAUCAUGGUUGUUACUAUACCCCAGUCCAUUAUUUGCGCAAACUUAAAGCCUAUUCUAGUUGCUCUGCAUCAAGACCAAGAUAUAGCUGCAGAAGCUGGACUAUUUGCCCUAUACUUGAUCCCAAGCCUUUCUGCCAAUGGCCUUCUACGGUGCAUUGUCAAAUUCCUACAAACACAAAACAUUGUCUUUCCUAUGUUGCUAGCUUCUGGAUUUACUACCUUAACACAUGUCCUUGUUUGUUGGGUUUUGGUUCUAAAACUUGGCCUUGGCAUCAAAGGAGCUGUCAUUGCAAUUUGCAUUUCAAAUUGGCUUAACAUGGUACUACUAGCACUGUACAUCAGGUUCUCCUCUUCAUGCAAAAGCACUUGGACUGGUUUCUCAAGGGAAUCCUUGCAUAACAUCCCUCAAUUUCUUAGGCUUGCUUUUCCUUCAGCAAUCAUGGUCUGCCUCGAAGCAUGGACGUUUGAACUAAUGGUGAUUCUGUCAGGUGCUCUUCCCAAUCCAAAAUUGCAAACUUCAGUGCUUUCUAUAUGCUUUAAUACAUUUGGUCGGUUUUGGAUGAUACCCUUCGGAGUUAGUGCUGCUGCAAGUACAAGGAUCUCAAAUGAACUAGGUGCUGGCUGUCCAAAAGCUGCAUAUUUAGCUGUUAAAGUCACCUUAUUCAUGGCCUUCACGGUUGGGGCUUUAGAAUUCACACUCCUUUUACUUACAAGGAACAUUUGGGGCCCUAUUUUUACCAAUGUACCUGAAGUAGUCAAUUAUAUGGCAUCCAUGAUGCCAAUUCUUGCAAGCUCUGCCUUUGUAGAUUCACUUCAAACAGCAUUCCAAGGUAUUGCCAGGGGAUGUGGCUGGCAGAAGCUCAGUGCAUUUAUUAAUCUUGGAUCUUAUUAUCUUGUGGGAGUUCCUUUUGCAAUUGUGUUUGCUUUUGUCCUCCAUAUGAAUGAAAAGGGGCUCCUUUUAGGGAUUAUACUUGCACUUAUUGUGCAAGUGGUGUGUUUUCUUCUAGUCACCUUAGGCACCAAUUGGGAGAAAGAAGCAAAUAAGGCAGCAAUAAGAGUACGAGGCAAUAGUUGUGUCCAAGUUGAUGUACUUGCACUGCCAAGUGACCAAAUGGAAUACAGCAAAGGCAAUUGUGUGGUGAUGGAACCAAAACUCAAGGACUAA
Molecule: messenger RNA, 1758 nt
Organism: Gastrolobium bilobum
Lineage: Eukaryota; Viridiplantae; Streptophyta; Magnoliopsida; Fabales; Fabaceae
Product: protein DETOXIFICATION 16-like
Exons: 11
Coding region: 1-1758 (585 amino acids)
Biological process (GO): xenobiotic detoxification by transmembrane export across the plasma membrane
Cellular component (GO): membrane
Molecular function (GO): xenobiotic transmembrane transporter activity; antiporter activity
Source: RefSeq, a predicted model, not a curated record